Cucurbita pepo subsp. pepo (vegetable marrow) is the source of this 2228-nucleotide messenger RNA. RefSeq names its product transferring glycosyl group transferase. Lineage: Eukaryota; Viridiplantae; Streptophyta; Magnoliopsida; Cucurbitales; Cucurbitaceae. The record is from RefSeq and is a predicted model, not a curated record.
CCAGAGAACUCAAGACUGGAGAGUAUCCCGACGCGACCCUCACUUUCCGGCGAGCUGGUGGCUGAUCCGUCAUCAUUCUCCCCCAUCUCCGGCAGUAUCAGGUCGGUAACUGCCGCUUUUAUCAUCAAUGAUUCUGUUAUUGCUGUCUCACUCUCUCUGAAAAUGGUCGGUCACAAGAGGCGUUUUCUUCCUCUCUUCCUCCUUGUCUCUGUUUCUAUCCUCUUCUUCUUGACUCACUUCUACUCUUCCGUUCCCCCUUCCUUCCCUUCAAACCCUAACCCUAAUUUUGCUCUUACCGGGCGAAUCUCCGACCCUAAAACCUCUGGUUUCACUCUAAUCGUGAAGGUUCUUGCUUACAAUCGCCUCGAUUCCGUGUCCCGCUGCCUUCGGUCCAUUGCCAAUGCGGAUUAUCUCUCCGACCGCGUACAUCUCCAUGUUUACAUUGAUCAUUUCCCUCACGAUGAUGCGCAUAUCAACCUCAACGAGUCGCAUCGGAUCUUGCAAUUUGUUGAUAAACUUGUUUGGAAUUUUGGGGAAAAGCUGAUUCAUUAUCGGACGGGGAACGUGGGUUUGCAAGCGCAGUGGUUGGAGGCUUGGUGGCCGAGCUCUGACAAUGAGUUUGCUUUCGUUGUGGAGGAUGAUUUGGAGUUAUCGCCGCUUUAUUAUAAGUUCCUGAGGAGUUUAAUUUUGAAUUAUUAUUAUAACACUUCGAAUUAUGAUCCUUCAAUAUACGGGGCUUCGCUGCAGCGACCAAGGUUUGUUCCAGGUAAACAUGGUAACAAAAUAAGGUUGGAUGACAGUACCAGAUUAUUUUUGUACCAGUUGGUUGGCACUUGGGGUCAGCUUCUCUUUCCAAAGCCUUGGAAGGAGUUUAGAUUGUGGUAUGAUGAGCACAAGGCGAAGGGCAUCAAGCCAAUACUUGAUGGCAUGGUGACAACAGGAUGGUACAAGAAGAUGGGAGAAAGAAUAUGGACUCCUUGGUUUAUCAAAUUUAUUCAUUCUCGUGCCUAUUUUAAUAUCUACACCAAUUUUUUACACGAGAGAGCACUGAGUACUUCUCACAGGGAUCCUGGUGUAAACUAUGGAAAAACAGCUGGUCCUGAUUCACACUUACUGGAUGGAAGUUCACUUGAUUUCGAUCUCCUGGAGAUGAAGCCUCUAAGCGAUCUGAAACGGUAUGAUUUCUGCUUUAGAGAAGUCAUUCCUCAAAGAAUUGUUAAAAGCAAGAGUGAGCUUGGUUCUGUUCUCCACUCCGUUCAGAAACAUGAAAACAUAAUCAUUGUGAGUGUAUUUGGCGUAUCAGAGUCCACUGUGAGGAAUUUUCUUUGCCAUUUUGAAAGGUUGAACAUAAGAAACUAUAUUUUGUUGGGCCAUGAAUCUGAGUUACUAUAUGAUCUAACAAGAAGAGGACACCCAGUAAUUUAUGCAGACCAAUUUCUGAACACUGUCAAAACUUUCAGUUCUACGGCUUCUGAAGGCACCACAGCUGAACUAGUGAAGUUAGUUCUAGCGAAGUUCUACAUUGUUAAGUCAUGCUUGGAACUUGGUUACAAUCCUGGAUUGGUAGAUGGAAACAUGGUUUUUGUCAAUGGUGAUCCAUUCACAGACUCGAGUCUUGCGGACGACAUCUUUUGUGGCCAGAGUGUCGAAAUUUUCUUCAUUAAAAGCUCAUCCUCUGCUCAAAAGAUGUGGGUUAGUCAUAUCGUCCCCGAGGCUGAAGCCAUGGUAGAGUCUUUGAUGAGUAGAGGUGCCUCGUCUAGAUACGACAUUAGUUUCGUAGGCAUAGCUAAUAAGUUAUUGGAACAACAUGGUGCUAAGUUCAAAACAGCUGAGAAGAUGAGCUUUGUUGUGAAUAUUGGUAACAAUCCUACCAACGCGUCAUUAGGUGAUGGGAAAAGGCUGCUAUUUUGGCCUGCUGAUAUGAACGUUAAUCAUGUAGAGAAACGACUUGAGGAACUGGGUUUUUGGAUCAUUGAUGGUGACUUUUCUUGCAAAGCUGUUGUCUGUAAUGGAUUGUAGUACUCUAUCUUUAGCAAUGUCCAAACAAUAUUCUUUUUUAGUGACCCUUUUCUUUUAUACUGAACUCUAUAAGAGAUAUUAUUUGAGAUUCGAAUCUUGUGCAUGGCCAAUUUUGAGCUGAUGAGUUCUCGUCCGUCCUUCGUUGAUGUAUAUGUUCGGGUAAGAUAUACAGGGAUGAACUCGGUCUCGCAAUCUGAGAAGUUAUUUUC